AUGACCUCUGUCUCCAAGCUCACUUGCAUCUACUCUGCCCUUAUCCUGCACCACGAUGAACAGACGGAGGAUAAGAUCAAUGCCCUCAUUAAAGUGGCCAGUUUCACUGUGGAAUCUUUUUGGCCUGGCUUGUUUGCAAAGACUCUGAACAAUGUCAACAGUGGGAGCCUCAUCUACAAUGUAGGAGCUGGUGGCCCUGCUCCUGCAGCUAUGCUAUAUCUGCUGGAGGCCCCCUCCACAGCUGCUGCGCCAGCUGAGAAGGUAGAAGCAAAGAAAGAUGAAUCUGAGGAGUGUGACAUCAACGCCACGGGCUUUGGACUUUUUCACUAA
Cavia porcellus (domestic guinea pig) is the source of this 330-nucleotide messenger RNA. Its product is annotated as large ribosomal subunit protein P1-like. Lineage: Eukaryota; Metazoa; Chordata; Mammalia; Rodentia; Caviidae. The record is from RefSeq and is a predicted model, not a curated record. Gene Ontology annotation, molecular function: structural constituent of ribosome; protein kinase activator activity; ribonucleoprotein complex binding. Gene Ontology annotation, cellular component: cytosolic large ribosomal subunit. Gene Ontology annotation, biological process: cytoplasmic translation. The coding region runs from base 1 to 330 and encodes 109 amino acids. The transcript has a single exon.